UCAGAAAGAGCUUGUGUCAACCAAGUCGACGAGGGCUCAGUGCCACACAGUUUGUCACCUCUUGGUGUUAACCUUCUUCAUUAAAAUGGACAAUGCUUUUGAUAACCUGGAUGCAGCUGGUUUCCUGGAAAUCUGGCAACACUUUGAUGCAGAUGAUAACGGUUACAUCGAGGGCAAUGAGCUAGAUGACUUUUUUCGUCACAUGAUGAAGAGACUGGGUCCGGAGGAGAACGUGACAGAUGAGAGAGUUCAGAAUCUGAAACAACGGUUUAUGUCCGCCUAUGAUGUCACAGCUGACGGGAAACUACAGAUUCAGGAGUUGGCCAAUAUGAUCCUUCCUGAAGAUGAGAACUUCCUGUUAAUCUUCCGUAGAGAAGCUCCUCUGGAUAACAGUGUAGACUUCAUGAAGAUAUGGAGGAAGUACGAUGUUGACUGCAGCGGCUAUAUAUCAGCUCUGGAGCUCAAGGCUUUCUUGAAAGAUCUGUUCCAAAAGCAUCUGAAGGAAGUGUCAUCUGAUAAGCUGGGGGAGUACACGGACACAAUGAUGAAAAUCUUCGACAAAAACAAGGAUGGCUGUUUGGAUUUGAAUGACUUGGCCAGGAUCUUGGCCUUACAGGAGAAUUUCCUGCUUCAGUUCCAAAUGGAUGCCUGCAGCAAAGAGGAGAGAAAGAAAGACUUUGAGAAGAUCUUUGACCAUUAUGAUGUUAGUAAGACAGGAGCACUGGAGGGUCCUGAAGUGGACGGCUUUGUCAAAGACAUGAUGGAGCUGGUCAGGCCCAAUCUCACGAGUCCCGAGCUAGACAAGUUGAAAGUCAUCCUGCUAGGUCACUGUGACGUCAACAAGGACGGAAAGAUCCAGAAAAAUGAGCUGGCUCUGUGUCUGGGAGUUAAACCUAAACUUAGUUAAGAGUGCUGUAAUAUUAUUAGAUACAUGGAACUGAUUGCAUGUGUUUUGAAUCAGAACGGUUUAAUUACUAGCUUUUUAAGGUUGAUGUUCAUAAUCAGUUCAGCCUUGAAAUGAUAAACACAAUCUGAUAAUGGGGAAGAAAAAAUGUAUAUAUCAACGCUUCUUCUGCAUGAAAAAAGAAACAAAAGAGAUGACAAUGUCUUCUAGGCAAAAUUGACUGUGUUGUGGUGUAUGAAUCAAAGUUUUUCAUUGUUUGGUACUGGUAUUUGUUAGCAUACUGUUUCUUUAGCUAUCUGCAUGUUUCUGUGCCAAAGUAGAGUGAAUAAAUUAAUACACUAUGUUUUAAUGUAAUUACAAUGCAUUGCAGAGGAAAUAAAGCAAUGAGCAUAAUAAUUCAGAUUUUUUGUUUUUUCCUUGCUAAAAUUAAUCAUAUAAACUUCAGUCAAAAUGUAAACUUACAUUAUUAGAUUUACAAUGUAAUAUACUUUUAUAUAUUGGACCCAUUGUCACAGAUAGUUGAUCCAGCCAGUUGAGUCAAUAUCCAAUAUCGGUAAAUUGCAAAAAUCUUUUAAAAUUAACAAUUUUAAUUUUAAUUAUAAAUGUUUAUACAAAGUCUUAAACAUUUGCCAUAUGUGUGACUUGCAGAAAUGCUGUAGCAAAAUAAUUAUCUAAAUUAACCAAUACUCUUCACUCUAUGACAUAUUUAUGCUAAAGAUAAUUCAGGACAUUGAUGAGUCAUUAUAUGAAGAGUAUUCUUCAUAUACGUUACCAAACACUAUAAUACAACAUUAUAGUAAUGUUAACAUCUUGUAAAGAAAAACUGUUCUAAGGUACACAUCUUCCCAUCUUUCCCAACAGACACAAGGUCACUGCGACACUAUUUAUGUUUGCUCCAACAAGCUGACAAAACAAGUCAGAGCUGGAAAUCAAACAGCGGCUCAGUAAAUGGGUAGAAACCAUUCCAGCCAUUAAAAGGAAGCUAAUGGUGCGGACCUAAAAGCUUUGCUCUACCUCAAACCCCUGAUUGCCUGUUCAAGUUGUCUCUAACUCUGUCUGUGUGUGCUUAUUGAACAAAGAGACACGACUACAAACCUUAAACUGUAGACUUUAGAUAGUGUGUUCAUCAACAGUAAACAGAUACUUGUGUGUAAGUGUUUUGUGUGUAUUGUACUUUAUAGUGAAGGGCUUAUGAUUGUGUAUCUGUGCUGCUGCAAAACAAAUUUAGGCUGAAAGCCUCGCUCCCCAGUCCACCCUCAUGACAGGCCUCACAUCACCCUGGGAAGGGGAACGUUUUUUGUUGUGCAUAGAUUAUAUAUACAUUAGGGCCGGGACUUUGGCGCGUUAAUUGUGAUUAAUUAAUUACAAUAUGAAUUAAGAUUAAUUAAUACACAUAAAAAUAAUGCAUUACACAUUUUUUACGCAUUUUUACACUUUUUUUUGCACCGCGGAACGUUUCCCACUGGAUGAGUUUCGGGGGGACCGAUUAUACUGGAGCACCAACUAGCGUUCAUGACUUCAAACAACAACAAACCACAGUGAACAGGAACGAAGAAGCUGACGAGACUGUGUCGGGUGGCCCCGUGAAUGGGAAAUCUUAUUAUAAUAAACACACGGAUGGAAGCGUCGAUAAGAGCGUGGUUGUGUGCAAGCUACGCAACAAGGAAUUCACAUCGAGCCUUAAGUAUCACCUCAACGCAAAACAAUUAGCAGCUAGCGUGGACGUUAGCCCCACUCCGGGUACAAGGACCCACACCCAACCCACACUGCACCAGAUGACUGGUUUGAGGACCAGGGUAACUAAGACCACGUCUGAAAAAAUAACCAAUGUUCUGAAUGUACUUGAAAGUAUUGGUCUACUUAAAAAACAUAGUUUACAGAAGGUCUACUUACCUAUAGGCUACCUGAAUUUCUGAAAGUACUAUAUUUCUAAAUAUGCUAUUGCUACACUGGAA
This is a messenger RNA of Pungitius pungitius (ninespine stickleback), 2859 nucleotides long. Its product is annotated as secretagogin-like. The coding region runs from base 86 to 907 and encodes 273 amino acids. Gene Ontology annotation, molecular function: calcium ion binding. The transcript is spliced from 11 exons. Gene Ontology annotation, cellular component: dendrite; nucleus; cytosol. Gene Ontology annotation, biological process: regulation of presynaptic cytosolic calcium ion concentration; regulation of long-term synaptic potentiation. NCBI's taxonomy places the organism in Eukaryota, Metazoa, Chordata, Actinopteri, Perciformes, Gasterosteidae. The record is from RefSeq and is a predicted model, not a curated record.